This is a messenger RNA of Cajanus cajan (pigeon pea), 634 nucleotides long. Lineage: Eukaryota; Viridiplantae; Streptophyta; Magnoliopsida; Fabales; Fabaceae. The record is from RefSeq and is a predicted model, not a curated record.
UGGGAUGUUACAUGUUUCAUUUCUUCAAAAUUUAAUUUGAUGUUUAAAAAUGACAGUCAGAUAAUUACAAGAGGACAGGAUGCUAUAAUAUUCGAUGUCCAGGUUUUGUUCAAACUAGCAAAGGAAUUUAUCUUGGAGCACGUGUACACAAUACAUCUACAUAUGGUGGAACUAUGUACGAGGUCAACCUUUCUAUUGCUCAGGACCCAGGGACCAAAAACUGGUGGUUAGAGUUGGAUGGCAAAUAUGUUGGAUAUUUUCCUGCAAAAUUGUUUUCCAACUUGGCCUCUGCUGAUGGGGUGGGGUGGGGUGGGAGAACAAGAACUCCUCCUGGUACUCCUAGUCCUCCCAUGGGAUCCGGACAUUUUCCUGACAGUUAUGAUAACCGUGAUCAUGCAUGUUAUUUUAGAUUUGUCUCAUUUCGAGAUGCAUUAGGAGACGAAGGGCCCGAUAGAAAGCAAGUAAAACUAUUUACCGACAAUUCUAAUUGCUAUGAUGUUGAAUACUAUGGAUAUGUACCACAUCUACAUGUUGGACAUUUUCUCCAAUUUGGAGGACCUGGUGGCAACUGCGACAAUUAAUUCGCUUUUCAAUGUAAUUCUAUGAAGUUAAAUAAUAAUUACUGUUACUAUCA